GUAUUUGAUGUCGAUUGAAGCCUAUUAAUUGUAUAAAUCUAGGGAUCUAAUUAACAUGCGGUAGUAUCUGCGAAUAGAAACUGCAUUUCUAAUAAAUACCACACAUGUCCAAAAAUGUCCAUGUCUACAUACAAGAUGCGUCUUUGAAAGCAACAUCAUAUGAAACACACGCUUUACCAGAUCGCCAGAACCAGGCUUAUUGGCUUUUUUUUUCGAUGUAUGGCGCAUGGUUGUUUAACCAACAGUUACCCGACCGUAGCUCUGACUUAAUAAAUAAUUAAAGUGGACGGAGGGGAGCUGCAGCUGAUUUGCUGAUGUCAGGGAGCCAGUGCAGCAUUUCAUGGUGCAGGGUGUAAACGCGCGGUGCCAUCUGCCUCGAUCGGUGCUCUCAGAAAACCUCACACAUGCAAGCCCGGCAAGAAAGAUGCUGCCAACUCUUAAGAUUUGGGCAUUAUUUUUUGUGUCGCUGUGCUGCCUGUCUCAGCCGGGUCAUAUGAAGAAGCCUUUCCGAUGUCCUUCAACAUGCAGCUGCUCCAAGGAGUCUAUCAUUUGCGUCGGGUCUAAUUAUGUCCCCAGGAUUAGCCCCAACGACAUCAAUUCUUUGAGUAUCGUCAAUGGGACUUUCUCUGAGGUCAAAGAGGCAAUGUUUUCUCACAUGCCAUCUCUUCAGCUACUGCUUCUGAAUUCCAAUUCUCUCACAACUAUACGGGAUGAUGCAUUCUCAGGCCUUCCACAUCUGGAAUACCUGUUCAUUGAGAGUAAUAAGGUAGAGACUACAUCCAAAUAUGCCUUCAGAGGACUCAGGGAUUUGACGCACUUGUCUCUGGCAAACAACAACAUCAAAGCCCUUCCUAGGGAUCUCUUCAUUGACCUGGACUCACUGAUAGAGCUGGACCUGCGAGGUAAUGCCUUUGAGUGUGACUGCCGUGCCAAAUGGCUGAUGAUGUGGCUGAAGAACACCAAUGCCACAGUGUCGGAUGUCGUGUGUGCUGGACCUGAGGACUUGAAGGACAAGCGCCUCAAUGAUAUGGCCAGCUUGCACAAUGAGUGCAUCUCAACGGAUUUCGCCCUUCAUCAGUCCGUGGCAUCGGAGUCUCUGUCUGUUGACACAUUCAGCUAUAAGGAUGAUGUCUAUGUGGCUAUUGCUGCUCCCAGUGCAGAGAGCUGUAUGAUUUUCCAGUGGGACCACAUAGAAAUGAACUUCAGGACUUAUGAUAACAUAACAGGUCAGUCCAUUGUGGGUUGCAAGUCACUUGUUAUCCAGGACCAGGUAUUUGUCAUUGUUGCUCAACUCUUUGGUGGUUCCCACAUCUACAAGUUCGAUGAGGAUCAAAGCAGGUUCAGCAAGUUCCAGGAAAUUGAGGUGUCCAAGAUAUCCAAACCCAAUGACAUUGAGGCAUUCCAGAUUGGCUCUGACUGGUUCUUUGUCAUUGCUGACAGCUCAAAGGCAGGCCUGUCCACUCUCUACAAAUGGAAUGACAAAGGUUUUUAUUCCUACCAGUCGCUGCAUGAGUGGUACCGUGACACAGAUGCAGAGUUCUUGGACUUGGAUGGGAAGGCCCACCUUAUCUUGGCAAGCCGCUCACAGGUGCCUGUAAUCUACCAGUGGAGCCGGAGCAACCAGAAAUUUGUCCUACAUGGCGAGAUCCCCAAUAUGGAGGAUGUAGUAGCUGUGAAGCACUUCCGGAUCAAGGAGGACCUCUACCUGGCUAUGACGCGCUAUAUUGGUGACUCCAAAGUUCUACAGUGGAGUCCCAAACAGUUUGCAGAGAUUCAGGCUUUACCUUCAAGAGGCUCCAUGAUUCUCCAGCCGUUCUUUUUCAAAGACCGCUACUACCUGGCCCUGGGAAGUGAUUACACCUUCUCACAGAUGUACCUGUGGGAUGAUGAGAAGAAACUCUUUGAUCGCUUCAAGGAGGUAUACAUCCAGGCACCGCGGUCUUUCACUGUGGUUUCCACUGACCGUAGAGACUUCAUCUUUGCCUCUAGCUUUAAGGGAAACACACAGAUCUUUGAGCACAUCAUCAUUGAUUUGAGCUUGUGAGGGGUUGUGCCUUAUUACCCCUCCUGCAAUCGAACGUCUUCCACUAAAAAGAUACAGCCAUGAAGGAAAAAGUAAGGAUGAGAACAGACUUCAUGAACUGUUCAUUCCUGUGUAGUUUUUUUUGCCACAAAUAGGAGCUCAAUCAAGUAGUAUUUGGAUUCCUUUUAUUUUGAGCUCAUCUUGACUGUGUCUCAAUGGCCUUGUCCUAUUAUCUGUUCUCAUGGUAUCUCAGACUUUCAGAGGUUCUACCAUUUCGGAAAGGCUGUCAGUCAAGAGGAGGGACAAUUGGACAAGGCUGCUGGUAUUGUCUUAAAAAUCCAGCUUACAUUCCUGAGGUCGGAAAUAUUUGAAAUAUGAUUUGAGCUGUUUGGAUGUAUAGAUUUUGCAAUGGCAAGUUUGGAUAUCCCUUGUGCUAAUGGUUUUAUAUGAGGAAAAAAUAUAGAUUAGGACCUGAGAAAGAUCAUAUUACUAGUUUUGUUUUACUCUAAUUUGGGGUAACUGAGGAUGAAACGGGUGUGGCUUCUCAUGUAUGUACCACUUACCUCAUGUCCUCCAACCCUGUGGUAAUGUACUGUAUGUUGCCUUAUCAGCGCUGGGGUUCUGUGUUCUGAUGGGCCUACAGUGCCUCCCUCUGGCCAUGAUAAAGUAUCACACCCCUUGCUUUUUCCAUACAGGGAAUGUCUUGAAAGCACAAACCUUUAACUAGAUACCAGUCAUUAGAGUGUAGUUGUUCAGUGGUAAAUAUUACUGUAGGUGCUGUAGAUUAUAUGGCAUACAGUUCAAACAAAAGUGGUUUGUUGUUUAAGAAGGUUAAAUAUUCAGGACUGGAUAUAGAUAAUGC
Molecule: messenger RNA, 2885 nt
Organism: Scomber japonicus (chub mackerel)
Lineage: Eukaryota; Metazoa; Chordata; Actinopteri; Scombriformes; Scombridae
Gene: lgi2a
Product: leucine-rich repeat LGI family, member 2a
Exons: 8
Coding region: 341-2044 (567 amino acids)
Biological process (GO): inhibitory synapse assembly
Molecular function (GO): protein binding
Source: RefSeq, a predicted model, not a curated record